Molecule: messenger RNA, 2505 nt
Organism: Colletotrichum spaethianum
Lineage: Eukaryota; Fungi; Ascomycota; Sordariomycetes; Glomerellales; Glomerellaceae
Product: dimethylglycine oxidase
Exons: 1
Coding region: 1-2505 (834 amino acids)
Cellular component (GO): mitochondrion
Molecular function (GO): oxidoreductase activity; protein binding
Source: RefSeq, a predicted model, not a curated record
AUGGAUCCCUCGCAGCGCGUUGUCAUCAUCGGGGCCGGCAUAGUCGGCACCAACAUCGCUGACGAGCUGGUCUCGCGGGGGUGGUCCAACAUCACCGUGCUCGAACAGGGGCCGCUGAGCAUGCCGGGCGGCUCAACGUCUCACGCCCCCGGCCUCGUAUUUCAGACAACCGGCUCCAAAACGCUCAGCUCAUUUGCGAAGUACACUGUCCAAAAACUAUUGUCUAUAGAAUGCUUCAACCAGGUCGGCGGCCUCGAGGUAGCAGAAACACCCGAGAGACUCGAGGAGCUCAAGCGCAAACACGGAUACGCCUCUUCCUGGGGCAUCGAUGCGCAUCUUCUGACCGCCGAGGAGUGCAAGAAGAUCUACCCCCUUCUGAGCACCGAUGUGGUGCUUGGCGGGCUGCACAUCCCAACUGACGGUCUGGCAUUGGCCGCCCGUGCCGUCCAGAUGCUUAUCGAACGCACCCGCAAAGCCGGCGUCCGUUAUCUUGAACACACCCUGGUCACCGGUAUCGAGCGGAGCGAAGGCCGUGUCACGGGAGUACAGACGAGGAACGGCAUCAUCCCCGCCGAUCUCGUCCUCUCAUGUGCCGGCUUAUGGGGUGUAGAGGUGGGCGCCAUGGUUGACCUGCCCAUUCCACUUCUCCCCGUCGGACAUCAAUAUGCAAAGACAACACCGGUGCCAGCGCAGAAGGGGAAGAACCUGCCCACGAACGGCGCGCAGCUCCCGAUCCUCCGUCAUCAGGACCGGGACCUUUACUAUCGUGAACACGGUGAACAGUACGGCAUUGGCUAUUACGGCCACCGCCCUAUGCCAGUGGUUGCCGCUUCGUUGGGCGAGACGCCCAAGCAAGUUGAUGAGCAUAACAUGCCAUCUCGCCUUGAUUUCACUCCUGAUGAUUUUGCGCCGGCGUGGGAGCUUACUAAAAAGCUUCUUCCUGCGCUUGGAGAGAGCCAGAUCGAGUAUGGCUUCAACGGCAUCAUGUCUUUUACCCCGGACGGCGGGCCCCUCGUCGGUAUGGCACCCAACCUGGAGGGUUUCUUCGUUGCCGAAGCCGUUUGGGUGACACACUCUGCGGGCGUCGCACGCGCAGUUGCACAACUCCUCACUACCGGAACGUCUGAGGUUGAUCUUUCCGAGUGUGACAUCUCGCGCUUCGAGCAGGUCCAGCUCGCGCCUGAGUACGUCAAAGAGGUCUCAACCCAGAACUUUGUCGAGGUCUACGACAUUCUGCAUCCCUUACAGCCACGCGAGUCACCUCGCAACCUCCGUGUCAGUCCUUUUCACGCUCGCCAAAAAGAACUUGGUGCUUACUUCCUCGAGGCUGGUGGUUGGGAGCGCCCGCAAUGGUUUGAGGCCAAUGUGAACCUCUUGAGCCAGUUGCCGGAGAAAUGGAAGCCCAAAGAACGCGACACAUGGUCUGCUAGGUACUACUCGCCAAUUGCUGCCGCGGAAGCGUGGAAGACACGGACCGCCGCGGCCAUGUACGACCUCACGCCAAUUCGCCGUCUGGAGGUUUCUGGACCAGGAGCAGUUGAUCUACUGCAACGUUUGACCACGAGUAACGUUGCCAAGAAGCCUGGAACCGUCACCUUUACUCUCCUCCUGAAUGAGCAGGGAAGCAUUCUCAGCGAUAUCUUUGUCGCCAGGCUCCGUGACGAUCUGUUCCAACUAGCCGUCAAUGGCCCUGUCGACCUUGCUUACUUGUCUCGGGAAGCGCGUCGUCAAGUGAAAGCAUCUCCGGCAAGAUUUGUCCAGGUGCGCGAGACCACGGGCGGUACUGGUGGUAUUGGGCUCUGGGGUCCUCGCGCUGCCGACGUUAUCGCUGGCAUCAGCUCGGACAACCUCAAAGACAUGCCUCAUUCCCACGUCAAGUCGGCCAUCAUCUCCGGCAUUCCUGUCACUGUUAUAAGUCUGUCAUUUGUCGGCGAAUCAGGAUGGGAGAUCUACACAAGUGCCGAGAACAGCCUGCGCCUCUGGGAUAUUAUUUGGCAGGCCGGCAAGCCCCAUGGGAUCAUCGCAGCUGGUCGAAGCGCGUUCAGCGCUCUUCGGUUGGAGACAGGAUUCCGGACUUACGGUGCCGACAUCACCACUGAGCACAACCCGUUCGAGGCCGGCCUUGAGUUCGCCAUCGAUCCGGAGAAGCAGGGCUACAUCGGUCAUGAUUCUAUCAAAAGACUUUCGAAAGAGAGGACAUCUAGGAAACUGCGGCGCCUCACCGUCAAUGACGGCCGCUCGGUCGUCUUAGGUAAGGAACCCGUGUUCUUGGACGGGAAAGCAGUCGGCUACGUCACAAAUGCCGCCUUUGGAUACACUAUCAACAAGCCCAUUGCUUAUACAUAUCUGCCCAGCACCGUGAAUGAGGGUACUUGCGUUGAAAUUGAGUACUUUGGGCGGCGGAUCAAGGCUACCGUUACCGCAGAGCCAUUACACAAAGUUUCAGGAGGCGUAAUGUCAGCUGACCCACCUCUCAGGCGUGUGACCAUCAGGUCACGCCUGUGA